GGCUCCUACCCCUUGCAAGACUUCAAGACUCUCGAGAAUGUGCAGGUGCCGGUGACGAAAUUCCUGCAAUGGAGCGAGCAGUGCGACGAUGGCUUACUGUACUUUCUGACGCCCCGGGGCUCUCCCAUCAAAAACCAGUCUGGCCCUGUGAUACUCAACAGCCGCGGAGAGUUGAUCUGGACACGGCACUUCGACAACGUCGGAAGCGAGCCUUACAACUUCGGCGUCCAGUCCUACCAAGGCGAGGACCACCUGACGUUCUGGGUGGGAGAAGAUAUGGUGCACGGACAUGGCACAGGCUACAACUACAUCCUCAACUCGGCAUAUGAGGUUGUCGACACAAUCGGUACAAUGGACAAUAGCAUGCCAGACCUCCACGAGUUCUCCAUCACCGACAACGCCACCGCGCUCGUGAGCGUGUACGAUGGCGUGCGCAGAGUGCAGGACUCGGUUUACUUCUGGGACUGCUCGAUCCGCGAGAUUGACCUGCAAACUCGCCAGCUCCGAUGGGAAUGGCGAGCUUCAGACCACGUCGACGCAGAGGAGACAUACCAGCCCAUCCGCACUCAGGGCACCCCCAACAAACCAUUCGAUUGGUUUCACAUCAACAGCGCCCAAAAGGACGAGUUGGGCAACUAUCUCUUCUCGUCGCGAUACCUGCAUAGCGUUCUCUACGUGGACGGCCGCACGAAGGAGACGAUCUGGCGCCUUGGCGGCAAGAAAAACAGCUUCAUGGAUCUGAGCGGCGGGAAUGCAACAAAUUUUGCCUACCAACACGAUGCCCGACUCCACCCGACCGAUACCUUUCCGAAACUGUACCGUCCACCACCGGAACGGCCUGGAUUCACGACGAAACUCCUGACUUUUGAAGUGGACAAGACACAGUUUUUCCCCAUGUCCGACCUUGACAUCGAGAAGGUGCUGGCCAACAACGGCAGCGAUCCGAACUUCACCGUCCGCGUGGUCAUGUCGUAUGAGAAUCCGACGCGCAUCCACUCGAUUUCGCAGGGCAAUGUGCAGCUCAUCCCGCAGGGGCGAGGGGAAGACCCGAAAGUCCUGGUGGGCUACGGGCACACUGCCGCGUGGACGGAGUUUGCAGCCAACGGGACGGUCUUGUGCGAUGUCCGCUUCGCCGCGAACGGCUAUCAAGACAAGCAUGUUUUGAGCUACAUGAGCUACCGAGUGCACAAACUGCCGUGGACGGGCAAGCCGAAGUGGAAACCGACGGUGGUGGUUGACGCCGACACGCUCUACGUAUCUUGGAUGGGCGCCACGGAUGUUGGCGGUUGGGCUGUCGAGUUCUCGUCGAGCGGGGAGACGGCGUGGUGGGAGACGCUGCGGGUGCGCAAGACGCGGUUCGAAGAGAGCAUUGCGAUCCCCGACGGCGUUGGCAUCGGACGGUAUAUUCGAGUGGUCGCGUUGGAUGAACAUGGCGCGCGGAUGGCGAAUGGCAUCAGCAAUGCUGUGGAUCGU
Messenger RNA from Neohortaea acidophila, 1473 nucleotides. Its product is annotated as ASST-domain-containing protein. Lineage: Eukaryota; Fungi; Ascomycota; Dothideomycetes; Mycosphaerellales; Teratosphaeriaceae. The transcript is spliced from 2 exons. The record is from RefSeq and is a predicted model, not a curated record. The annotation marks the transcript as partial.